UUUCCACUGUGUUGAAAGAGGAACGUCAGCUUCUAUAAAACGAGAUAAGAAGUUCAUCAAACUAAGAUCUGAAGAUGAGACGCGUCGUGGUUUUGUUGGCUGUGUUGUGUGUGUGUGACGGCGUAAAGUUCGGUCAGCUCUGCAGUGGAAACUCUGCCAACAGCAGGAGGACGUCAGACGGCUGGGGAGACGGACACUAUGGAGCCAGACGGGGGACCAGGGAACACAAAGGUCUGGACAUCGUGUGCAGCGACGGAUCGACCGUCUACGCUCCGUUUAAUGUGACUCUGAACGGAGGAGUCAUCGUCUACACCGACGUCAAGAAGGCGGCCAUCAACAACGGGAUCAACCUGAGAGGAGAAGGUCUAUGUUUCAAGUUGUUCUACAUUCAGCCGGACCGACUCUCUGGAUCGGUGAUGAAGGGCGAGAGGAUCGGCGUCAUGAUGCCGAUGCAGAUGGUUUACAGAGGAAUCACCUCACAUGUUCACGUCCAGAUGUGCGACAAGAGCGACCCGACGCCAUAUUUCUGAUUAAAACCCUUCAAGGACCACUAAAGCUCUUUUCAUUGGCUGUUGGUCUGAAAGCACUGCUGUUAUAAACCAAUAAAAUGUAAUGAGCA
Molecule: messenger RNA, 619 nt
Organism: Anarrhichthys ocellatus (wolf-eel)
Lineage: Eukaryota; Metazoa; Chordata; Actinopteri; Perciformes; Anarhichadidae
Product: leukocyte cell-derived chemotaxin-2-like
Exons: 4
Coding region: 75-530 (151 amino acids)
Source: RefSeq, a predicted model, not a curated record